Mus pahari (shrew mouse) is the source of this 391-nucleotide messenger RNA. It is a transcript of the gene Smim4, whose product is annotated as small integral membrane protein 4. The transcript has 2 exons. The coding region runs from base 137 to 370 and encodes 77 amino acids. NCBI's taxonomy places the organism in Eukaryota, Metazoa, Chordata, Mammalia, Rodentia, Muridae. The record is from RefSeq and is a predicted model, not a curated record.
CGGCCGGGCUGUGGCGCUGCAGUCGAGUCUUGGUGCUCAGUCCACGGGACUCCGCGGACACGCGGGGGUACUUGUACUGCCUCCGGGAACACCAGGCUGCCUGGUUCCGACCGUACCCCACUGGGAGGCCUCGGUCAUGUUCUUCAGGGCCCAGGUGAGGCGAGCUCUUCAGCGAGUGCCCGGCAAGCAGCGAUUCGGCAUCUACAGAUUCCUGCCCUUCUUUUUUGUCCUGGGAGGAGCGAUGGAGUGGAUCAUGAUUAAAGUGCGCGUGGGCCAGGAGACCUUCUAUGAUGUCUACCGUAGAAAAGCUUCAGAAAGACAGUAUCAGAGAAGGCUGGAAGAUACAUCAGAAACCAAUCUUCAUAAAUAAUAAAGUAAAUAUGAAUUUUCA